CUUCAGGACAGGUUUGCUCGGGUCGCAGUACAGUUGUGCUGAGGGCAGACAGACAAUUGGUUCUUCAAAACACAUUUUAGAUAUUCACAGCUGCUUAAAAAUAAAAAUUAUUCGAGAUAUUCCGAGGCUUGUUUUAUUUAUUCCGAGCGUAACCAUUUCUUUCUCCUAGUCUGUUCAAGAACAAACACGUUUUCCUGGAGUCGUUACAGACUGUUUAUGCAACGUUAAUGACGGGGAACUGAAGUUAUAGUUUACCGCAGUGUCGCAGCCAGGAUGAAGCGUCCAGGUUUCGGGUUGUCCACCUUCAGCGGUGUCUUCGUGGUCUGGACAUUGUUUUCGGUGCUUAUUGUCUUCUCAUACCCUCUUGAAGGUGAUCAAGAGGCGCACGAGCUGCGGUUCGUGGAGGAGUUUGAUCGGUUGAAGCUCGGGUUCAGCUGGCACAACAUGUCCUGCGCGGUGUGUAAAGCGAUCUUCGCCACGGUUGACAUCGCGCUGCUGAGUGACUCAAACAAGGAGCGUGUGGCCCAUGUUCUGGGAGAUGCCUGUGUCCGACUGCACCUCGCUGAUCCAGAUGUAUGCCGAGAGAUCACUGAGCUCUUCCGAGAAGAUUUCAUCCGUGCGCUGCAGGAGUCCUUCCUCUGGCCCACAGAGGCUUGCGCUCUGCUGGUUGGACCUGCGUGUGGCCAUUUUGAUAUUUAUGCCCCCUGGAAUGUAUCCCUGCCACAGGUCCCCAAACCCCCAAUUAAACCACACACCCCUCCCAAACCAGGCUCUCCACAGAGCAGGAUCCUGUUCCUCACAGAUAUCCACUGGGAUGCGGAGUACGCUCAAGGCAGCCUUGUGGAUUGUAAGAAGCCACUGUGCUGUCGGAAUGACUCCGGAAGGGCCAGUUGGAAGCACAGUGGAGCCGGAUACUGGGGCACAUAUGGCAAAUGUGACCUGCCUCUACGCACAGUGGAGAAUCUCCUCCAAACCGUAGCCAAAUCCGGCCCAUGGGAUUGGGUGUACUGGACAGGAGACAUCCCAGCACACAACGUCUGGUCUCAGUCCCGGAAACAACAGCUGAACGAGCUCACCGUCAUCACUAGACUGAUACUCAAACACCUGGGGCCUAAUGUAACCGUGUACCCAUCUGUGGGGAAUCACGAGAGCACGCCGGUGAAUAGUUUCCCACCUCCGUUUGUACAUGGGAAUCGGUCGUCCCGCUGGCUGUAUGACACUAUGGCGAAGGAGUGGGCAUCCUGGCUUCCUGAGGAAGCGCUCGAGACCUUACGCCUUGGAGGGUUCUACACUGUGGAAAUUCAGCGUGGUUUGAGGCUGGUGUCUCUGAACAUGAACUUUUGUGCACGAGAGAACUACUGGCUGAUGGUGAACUCCACAGACCCGGCCGAUCAGCUGCAGUGGCUCAUUCACAUACUACAAGAGUCUGAGAACAAGGGAGAGAAGGUCCACAUCAUCGGUCACAUUCCCCCGGGUCUCUGCCUGAGCAGUUGGAGUUGGAACUACUAUCAUAUAGUCAACAGAUAUGAAAGCACCAUAACUGGUCAGUUUUUCGGACACACUCACGUCGAUGAGUUUCAGAUGUUCUAUGAUGAGGAAACGAUGACCCGUCCACUGAGUGUGGCUUUCAUUGCCCCGAGUGUGACCACUUAUGUUAACCUGAACCCAGGAUAUCGUGUUUAUUACGUGGAUGGAAACUACCCAGGCAGCAGUCGCAUGGUUUUGGAUCACGAGACCUUUAUUCUCAACCUGACUCUUGCCAACAAACGGCACUCAAAACCCUACCCCAGCCCGUCAUGGACCUUGCUGUACCGUGCCUCUGAGGCCUAUGGCUUGUCCACACUCUUCCCAGCGGACAUGGACGGUUUGAUCAAAAUCAUGGUGAAUGAUGACCGUGUCUUCCAGCGCUUCUGGUACCUCUUUCACAAAGGCCACGUGUCAAAGCCCUGCACAGACACUUGCAAGACUUCACUAAUCUGUCUCCUGCACAGCGGGCGAUACGACGUUUUAAUGCAAUGUGAUGUGCUACACGGAGAUAAGCACUCUUUUAGGAAGACAAUGUGUUGAGAGAAUAUAAAAAAAAUGGCCAUCAAGCUCUAAUGAGUUUAAUACCAAACUAACCUCACAGACUUUUGAUUUAUUUAGCACUUUCUUUUGAAUAUUUUUGGUAACGUUUGUUUCAUUUUGUCAAACUGUUUGAUUUUUGUUCUUGUUUGCCAGUUAGCUGCUUUGCUAUGGCUGUUGUUGGCAUGUGGGUGUUUGGUCAAGAUUGGGUUAAAGUCAGUUCUCAGAAAAAAAUGUUAUUUAGAGCAGUGAUCUUGAGAUUGAAAAGCAUUACUGGUUGAAAAUGGAACGGGUAAUGACUUCACAACCAAGUGGUGUGUUAGUGCCUCAUAAAAACCACAAUUGCUCAGUCCUCAUUCUCACUUAAAGGGUGUUUUGUGUCACUCGAGUGGAUUGUGGUUGGUUGCCUUUUGUGUGUGUGUGUGUGUGUGUGUGUUCUCUUCCUGCAUUGACCUACACUAUGCACACUGGAGCCUGUUUGAGGCAAAUCGUAUUAGAUGACAGUUUGUUGAUUCAACACCAAGUCAUUGAACACUGUUUCAAUUGGUAGAGAAAUUAUGUUCUGAGGAGAUUCUGUGAUUUGUCACUGGCUGAUAAAUGAUUUUCCAAUCGUAGUGCGACUUUAUAAAUUUUAUUAUAUGUAAUUUGAAGGCCUUACUAAAUAAAAAACUUUUUUGAA
Molecule: messenger RNA, 2743 nt
Organism: Pimephales promelas (fathead minnow)
Lineage: Eukaryota; Metazoa; Chordata; Actinopteri; Cypriniformes; Leuciscidae
Gene: smpd1
Product: sphingomyelin phosphodiesterase 1
Biological process (GO): ceramide biosynthetic process; sphingomyelin catabolic process
Cellular component (GO): lysosome
Molecular function (GO): acid sphingomyelin phosphodiesterase activity
Source: RefSeq, a predicted model, not a curated record